ACCGGUAACCGGCGUGCAGCGCGCUAUCGUUUCGCGCUAUACUACGCACCCACACACGCACGCAAUAACACAACACACACAGUGUCGCGCUCGCGCACAACAUAAGCGGUAAUACACACACCCAACACACACACACGUACAAACAAAAACACACAUACACACGCGCGCGCACACGUUGAGGGUCUGUAGUACACGCAGCAGCAGUAUUGUGUGUGGUGUGCGUGACGUUCGUUUUCUGCAGAAACACUGAGCAAAAUAUUUUUUAGUUUUCGUUUUGCGCGUUCGGUAUUCGUUAUCGUUUUUUUUUUCUCGGACCAUCACAGCGGUCAUAGUCGUUGGCAUAAUCGUUGUGUUUUUCUACUGUCGUUGUAGUCGUCUUCGAAAUUGGUUUCCCACGGUCCACCGUCGGCCGGUGGUGCAGGUGGUCUCCCCCGUCAUGCUCGCGGUCCGCGUCCCCGUCGUCGGAAUCGGUGCACGACGAUUGCCGCCGUCGCCGGACCGCCGUCCGGAACACGGCCGCUUCUGAUCCGCGCGUCUCGUAGUUGUCUCGAGAUGACGGCAACGGGCACGUCUACUGCUGUUGCUGCCGGUGCUGCGGUGAUUAUCAYAACCAUCAUCACCACCGCCAUCACCGCCACUAUCACGUCAAGAGGACGUGACGCGUCGCGGCGGUAAGAAGAGCGCACGCGGUCUUUUUCGGCCUACUCGUCCACUCCCUCACCACCUCUGGUAACUGGUAACCGUGUUUUUGCGCGGUGACUAAGCUGGCGGCAACGGCAGCGGGCGCGACGUAUUGUUUUGGACGAUAUGAAGUGCUGCGUUACGCGGGACGCGUGAACGAAAAUGCAAAAGGCCAAUAUAGUCUUUUUCACUUCAGCUAUUAAAAUUACUGCGAGGACAACGGAGACGAUUGCGACCACCGUACAAGUGCCAAAGGCAGCAGUGAAAACAUGAACACUUCCGUUGGACUGCUGAUGGCCGUGUUCUUCGUCUGUUCACAGUUCAUCCGAGGUUGUUGGUGUUCAGAAGACGAGGAGCGUCUGGUUAGAGAUCUUUUCAGGGGCUACAACAAACUAAUCAGGCCAGUCCAGAACAUGACYGAAAAAGUCAAUGUACAGUUUGGUUUAGCAUUCGUUCAACUCAUCAAUGUGAAUGAAAAGAGUCAAAUAAUGAAAUCAAACGUUUGGUUGAGACUUGUAUGGAGGGACUAUCAAUUACAAUGGGACGAGGCAGAUUAUGGUGGUAUACAGGUGCUCAGGUUACCACCAGACAAAGUGUGGAAGCCGGAUAUAGUGUUGUUCAACAAUGCUGAUGGAAAUUACGAAGUUCGUUACAAAUCGAACGUGCUCAUUCGACCAAAUGGAGAACUUCUAUGGAUACCACCGGCAAUUUAUCAGAGCUCUUGCACCAUAGACGUUACAUAUUUUCCUUUUGAUCAACAAACUUGCAUAAUGAAAUUUGGCUCUUGGACAUUUAAUGGCGAUCAAGUAUCGUUAGCGUUAUACAGUAACAAACAGUUCGUCGAYCUGUCUGACUACUGGAAAUCCGGAACUUGGGAUAUUAUAGAGGUGCCUGCUUAUCUGAACGUAUACCAGGAGUCGCCUACCCAGACGGACAUAACGUUCUACAUAGUGAUUCGAAGGAAAACUCUGUUCUACACAGUGAAUUUGAUACUGCCCACGGUCCUCAUAUCUUUCCUAUGCGUGCUAGUGUUCUACUUGCCAGCCGAAGCCGGCGAAAAGGUCACGCUGGGCAUCAGCAUUUUACUGUCACUAGUCGUCUUCCUACUGCUUGUCUCCAAAAUACUGCCACCCACUUCUUUAGUACUGCCGCUCAUCGCCAAAUACUUGCUAUUCACGUUCAUCAUGAACACCGUCAGCAUAUUGGUCACUGUUAUCAUAAUCAACUGGAACUUUCGAGGACCUCGUACCCACCGUAUGCCACCUUGGAUCAGGACUGUGUUCCUAUACUAUCUUCCGGCAUGCAUGUUYAUGAAACGGCCGAAGAAAACGCGACUAAGGUGGAUGAUGGAAAUGCCGGGCAUGAGUGGUCCGCCGCAUCCGCACCACACGUCGCCGUCGGACCUACCCGCACCUGCGCCCCCAAGUUCCGCGACGCCGUCCAAACACAAGAUGGAGGCAAUGGAGCUGGCCGACCUGCAUCAUCCCAACUGCAAGAUCAACCGAAAGGCAAGCGCGGAGCGGAGGGAGAGUGAAAGCUCCGACUCGCUAAUCUUAUCACCGGAGGCAUCCAAAGCCACCGAAGCAGUGGAGUUCAUCGCCGAACACUUGAGGAACGAGGAUCAAUACAUACAGAUAAGAGAAGACUGGAAGUAUGUAGCGAUGGUUAUUGAUCGGUUGCAAUUGUAUCUGUUCUUCUUUGUCACCACCGCCGGCACCCUUGGCAUACUAAUGGAUGCCCCUCAUAUAUUCGAGACUGUCGACCAGGACAAAAUCAUCGAAAUCUACGGCGGAAAAUAAACAUUUAAGAAAUAAAAAGAUUUAUAGAUGAAAAUGCUCAAGUUAGAACUAAUUUGCUUCAGAGGAGUUAUUUAAAAUAAUAAUAAUAAUUAAAAUAAUAAUUGUAUUAUUUUAAAUUUAAUGAACAAAAAAAAAACA
Molecule: messenger RNA, 2618 nt
Organism: Diuraphis noxia (Russian wheat aphid)
Lineage: Eukaryota; Metazoa; Arthropoda; Insecta; Hemiptera; Aphididae
Gene: nAChRbeta1
Product: nicotinic acetylcholine receptor beta1
Biological process (GO): monoatomic ion transmembrane transport
Cellular component (GO): postsynaptic membrane
Molecular function (GO): acetylcholine-gated monoatomic cation-selective channel activity; transmembrane signaling receptor activity
Source: RefSeq, a predicted model, not a curated record